Molecule: messenger RNA, 2574 nt
Organism: Penicillium subrubescens
Lineage: Eukaryota; Fungi; Ascomycota; Eurotiomycetes; Eurotiales; Aspergillaceae
Gene: chl1
Product: DNA helicase
Exons: 8
Coding region: 1-2574 (857 amino acids)
Biological process (GO): nucleobase-containing compound metabolic process; establishment of sister chromatid cohesion
Cellular component (GO): nucleus
Molecular function (GO): DNA helicase activity; DNA binding; ATP binding
Source: RefSeq, a predicted model, not a curated record
AUGGCGACCACCGUGGCGCCACAGGAUUUCCACCAUCCAUUUACCCCGUACGACAUUCAGCUCCAGUUCAUGCAGGCUCUAUACGGCUGCCUUGAAGACGGAAAAGUGGCCGUCUUUGAGUCCCCCACCGGUACUGGUAAAUCGCUGAGCUUGAUCUGCGGCUCUCUCACUUGGCUGCGGGACCACAAGCGAAAGGCCUUUCAGGAGACCUUGGAUCAGGCAGCAUGCGACGAUGACGAGCCAGAAUGGAUGGUCGAGUUUGCCAAAAAGAGUUCGCGUCGUGCCAUUGCCGAGAAAAGACAAGAGUUUGAGGCCCGAUUGGCCAAGAUUAAACGUGAAGAAGGGCGAUUGAAGCAGGCUGCAACAACGCAAGACCGGCCUCGUAAGAAACAGCGACUGGAUGAAACAGAUGAUCAGCCAAGUCAUGAUGACGAUGAGCAAUUCGUCCUGGAUGAGUAUGACAGCGAGUCGGAAGAUCGAAAGAAACCAAGCGAAUCAGGAGGAGUUGACGGCCUAUCUGCCAGCACACUCGCUUUGUUAGAAAAGUUCCAAGGGAAGUUGUCCACCCAGAAGAAAGACGAGGAUGAGGAAGAUGGAACAGUCAAAAUCUUCUACUGCUCGCGAACCCAUUCCCAACUCAGCCAAUUUGCAGGUGAACUGCGUCGAGUCACUUUUCCAUCAAGCAUCCCGCUUGACCCGGAAAAAGGCGACGAGGACGAUAGCCUGUCGAAGCUCGAGGAAGCCGUGAAACACCUCUCAUUGGGCUCGAGAAAGAAUCUCUGCAUAAAUCCCAAGGUCCGCGCUUUGGAGAAUAGCACUGCGAUCAACGAGCGUUGCUUGGAUCUGCAACAAUCAGGCGUCGCUGCCGACAAGAAAUGUUCUUUCCUGCCUUCCAAGGAUGACGACGCAUUGCUCCUCCAGUUUCGAGACCAUGCCUUGGCUACGGUGAAGGAUAUUGAGGAUAUUGGGAAAGUGGGCAAGGAACUUGGAAUAUGUCCCUACUAUGCGUCCCGCUCGGUCAUCAAACACAGUGAGAUCGUGACACUACCAUAUCCAUUACUUCUCCAACGAUCUGCCCGAGAGGCCCUCAACUUGUCCGUCAAGGACCAUGUAGUCAUCAUCGACGAGGCGCACAAUCUGAUGGAUGCAAUUGCCGGUAUUCACUCAGUGACCGUCUCGCUAUCUCAACUGCAAACAGCCAUCACACAAUUAACAACAUAUGCACGCAAAUUCAAGAACCGGCUCAAGGGAAAAAACCGAAACUACGUCGCGCAAGUGAUUCGGCUAGUGAGCUCCAUCGCUCGCCACCUCCAUGAGAUCUUACAACAAAAAGGGCCUGCCGAGGGCUCUAUCCAGCCAUCCGAUCUCAUGGCUGGCAAGGGCGUGGAUCAGAUCAACCCAUACAAGCUAUCUCGGUACCUGCAAGAGAGCAAGCUAGCCCGGAAAGUCGAUGGGUAUGUCGAGGCAUCGCAAGAGCCGCAAGGCGCUCGGUCUAGAGACCGGUCUACAGUACCGGUUCUCUUCCAUAUCCAGAGUUUCCUGUUACCUCUUAUGAAUCCGUCGGAAGAGGGCAGGUUAUUCUUUCAAAAGGACAAGAACGAUGUGCAUCUGAAAUACCUGCUACUCGAUCCGACCAAUCACUUCCGGCAGAUUGUCGAAGAUGCCCGGGCCGUGAUUCUGGCUGGUGGUACUAUGUCUCCAAUGUCUGAUUACAUGAAUCACUUAUUCUCCUACGUUCCGCCUGAGCGACUUGGUACAUUCAGCUAUGGCCACGUUAUUCCUCACACCAACCUUGUAGCACAAUCCCUUACAAAGGGACUCAUGGGUUCCGAUUUUGAUUUCACUUACGAAGCCCGGAACUCGGAGAAAAUGAUCACCGACCUCGGAAGAACAAUAGCAACCCUAUGCCAGGUCAUCCCCGACGGCGUCGUCGCCUUCUUCCCCAGCUACGACUACCUCAGCCAAGUAGUCACCGUCUGGCAAAAGCCCAUCCCAAACGGCAACGGCUCCACAAUCCUCAGCCUAAUAUCCAACAAAAAGAAAAUUCUCUACGAAUCCCGCGACGCAACCACAACCACAGACACCCUCCUCGCAGAAUACACCUCCGCCGUCGCCACAGGCAGCGGCGCGCUGCUCCUCUCUGUGGUCGGCGGCAAACUCUCCGAAGGAAUCAACUUCUCCGACGAACUAGGCCGCGGCGUCCUCAUCAUCGGCCUACCAUUCCCCAACAUCCGCAGCGCAGUCUGGCAAGCGAAGAUCAAGUAUAUUGAAGAGAAGACGUAUAAGUCGCAUGUUGGCAACGAGGCGGAGAAGAAGGCUAGUGCGGCGGCGGCGGGAAGGGACUUUUAUGAGAAUGCGUGUAUGAGGGCUGUUAAUCAGUGUAUUGGGAGGGCGAUUCGGCAUGUUAAUGAUUAUGCGGCUAUUGUUAUGGUUGAUCGGAGGUAUGAGACGCCGAGGAUUCAGGCUAAGUUACCAGGGUGGAUUCGGGGGAGUUUGGUUGCGAGUUCGAGUGUGAGGCCGGCGCAGGGGACUGUGCAGCGGUUGUCGAAGUUUUUUGCUGAGAAGGCAGGAUGA